AUGCAAAUUUCUCAAUUUUCUACUUUAUAUUUCUAUUCUUUCACUAUAUAAUCAUUUUAAAUAUACCCUCUUAAAUUCAUUAAUCAUCAAUUAAAAAAGAGUUAAACUUGA
Molecule: messenger RNA, 111 nt
Organism: Paramecium pentaurelia
Lineage: Eukaryota; Ciliophora; Oligohymenophorea; Peniculida; Parameciidae
Source: the annotation of a GenBank genome assembly